Messenger RNA from Naumovozyma castellii, 840 nucleotides. It is a transcript of the gene ATP10, whose product is annotated as Atp10p. The record is from RefSeq and is a predicted model, not a curated record. The transcript has a single exon. Bases 1 to 840 code for a protein of 279 amino acids. NCBI's taxonomy places the organism in Eukaryota, Fungi, Ascomycota, Saccharomycetes, Saccharomycetales, Saccharomycetaceae.
AUGAUGUUAAAACGCUACGUGUCCACAACUGCAACCCAAAGAGGAAUAAUAAGUCGUCUUACGACCCCCAUAACGGAGUCUCUUAAACCUACCAACAAAUUUGACCCGAAUGCCCCCAUCCCCAAAUUGAUAAGACCAAUCGGAUUGCCCCAACCUCCCAAUGCAAACUUGAGGAAAUACCGUCAUGGUAAUUCAUUCAUGGAUAUGUUUGACGUCGAAAGAACAUCAGAUCGUGUCAGAGAGCUUUCUCACGAAUUGAAUCAAGCUGGAGUACAUGAGAUGUUCAAUUUUAGAAUGUCUAAAGGGAAACUUUUGAAAUCACCUGAAUCAUUUUGGAGAAGUGAAAAGGCUUUGUAUUUUCCCCAUUUGGUUGGGAAAAGGUUGCUGGAUGGUAAGAAAGUGACCAUGGAGGAAUCCAUGAGGGGCAAGAUAACCAUUGUGAAAAUGUUUGCUAAUAAAGUUGGCCAACAAUUGGUUGAUCAAUAUACAUUAAAGGUCUCCGAAGAAAAAGAAAAGGAGGUACAAGUUAUAAACGUGGAUUGGAUAGAAAAUAAAUUGAAGUCUUUAUUAUUUGGAUGGAUUUAUUCUACAAGAUUGAGAAAACUGGUUUCUAAUUCCGAUGAGCAGGCAAAAUAUUUUGUAUGUGAGAGGAGUCAAUGGCCCUUUACGAUUAGAGAACAAUUAAAAGUGAGCAAUGUUUUCACCGGUUAUUUGUUUCUAGUAGACCCAAGCUUAAAGAUCCGUUGGUUUGCAUGUGGUGGUGCCGAUGAAGAUGAAUUAAAGACAUUCCACAAAUGUGUUAGAGGUUUACAAAGGGAGUUGGAGAAGGAACACAAAUGA